AUGGCUGUGUUUCUUUUCACCGUGGCUCUCAUGGCCGUGGCGUGUCCCUCGCUGGCGUUUGACAUGGGACAGUCCACUCGCUGCGUCGCCAUCCCCAACCAGAUGAAGGUCUGCAAAGACGUCGGAUACUCAGAGAUGCGUUUGCCCAACUUUCUGGGCCACAGCAACCUAGAGGGCGAGGUGGUGCCGCGGUCGGAGGACUGGAGGCCCCUGCUGCAGACGGGCUGUCACCCUCAAGCCCAGGCCUUCCUCUGCUCCCUCAUUGCCCCUGUCUGUCUUGACACUUUUAUUCAGCCUUGUCGUAGCCUGUGUGUGGCGGUGAGGGACAGCUGUGCCCCGGUUCUUGCCUGCCAGGGACACCCGUGGCCUGAGGCCCUGGACUGCGACCGCUUCCCUGCUGAGGAAGACAUGUGUCUGACUCCCCACGCAAAAUACAGCCACCUAGCUAAAGGCUUACCCAAACCUGCCUGCCAAAACUGUCCUUCUGUGGAAGACUCUCCCGCAAUGAGAACAGUCCUGGACGCUUUCUGCCGCCAUGACUUCGCUGUGACCGCCAAAAUUCACCGCCUCCGUCUGCCUAACGGAGAGCCAGAAUUCGAGGUUCUGGGCCGGGUGGAGUUCAUCCGCCAGGGGCCCCUGUUGCCUUACGACACCCAGCAUCUGCUCCACCAGUGGCUCCUCAUCAACCUGGGCUGCGCCGACGCCCUCGUGCGCCCCGGCCGCUCUCAGCUCUACGUGCUGACCGGCUCCGUGCAGCCGGACGGCACGCUCGCCCUCACUCGCCUCUUCCCUUGGCACAGAAAGGACGCAAACAUCGCGGUGGCCACUCGCAAGUGGAAGCACCACAGGUGUUGAAUGGACUCAAAAUCCCGUCUGCGAUUCUCUCACUUGAAUGGCACACUGUUUGGGACGAAGUCAAGGGGGGAUUUUGAGGGGAAGUUGGCUUUGGAGGGGCCUUUGUAAAGGAAGAUGAAUAUGAGGACAGAGCUGGACUCGACGGUUGCUCCCCUCAGAGGCUCACGGCCUCCUCCUUCUUUGUUAGCACGCUGUAAUAGGAUGCACUCGAACCUGUACAUAGUAUUAAUAAAUGUAAAUUGAUAGUAGAGUAUAUUUUCUAUAAGGAUAAU
Molecule: messenger RNA, 1127 nt
Organism: Mugil cephalus (flathead mullet)
Lineage: Eukaryota; Metazoa; Chordata; Actinopteri; Mugiliformes; Mugilidae
Gene: szl
Product: sizzled
Exons: 4
Coding region: 1-855 (284 amino acids)
Biological process (GO): negative regulation of canonical Wnt signaling pathway; canonical Wnt signaling pathway; non-canonical Wnt signaling pathway
Molecular function (GO): Wnt-protein binding
Source: RefSeq, a predicted model, not a curated record